Messenger RNA from Arabidopsis lyrata subsp. lyrata, 2436 nucleotides. RefSeq lists its product as uncharacterized. The annotation marks the transcript as partial. The record is from RefSeq and is a predicted model, not a curated record. Lineage: Eukaryota; Viridiplantae; Streptophyta; Magnoliopsida; Brassicales; Brassicaceae. The transcript has a single exon.
CAACCUGAGGGACGGUAACAACCCGGACUUAAGAAGGAGGGUUCUCACCGGGGAGAUUUCACCGGAGAAACUCAUCACAUUGUCUGCUGAAGAAAUGGCAAGCGACAAGAGGAAACAAGAGAACAAUCAUAUCAAAGAGAAAGCCCUGUUUGAUUGCGAGCGUGGUCUUGCAGCAAAAGCAUCUACCGAACAGUUCAAGUGCGGGCGGUGUGGUCAACGCAAAUGCACCUACUAUCAGAUGCAAACAAGAAGUGCUGAUGAGCCAAUGACGACCUAUGUUACAUGUGUUAACUGUGACAACCACUGGAAGUUCUGUUAAGGAGAUCUUUGUGUGUCUUUGUAUUUCAUGAGACCAUGUUAAGACAUAGAGGCUCUGAUUGAUUAAUCAGGAGCUUCAUGUCCAUUUGCCAUCAUUCCGUGAAUGUUCCGGCUCCGAUGUUUGUUUUAAGGAUAUCAUUCAAUGUCUUAGAGAUUAGUAAGUAAGGGUAUUUACUAAUUUAGGUGUUUGUAGCUCUUAUUUCUUUUGCUUCUCUUCUUCCAAACUGUCAACUCAACUUUCUUGCAGAUUUUACCAAGUUUUGAAGUUUAUUUAGUUGAAGAACUUAUAAGUUGAAAGAAUUCUUAUUUUUGUAUGUUUUUUUUUUUUUUUAAUGUUUUGAUGAACUUGUUCUUCCAUUCCAAUCGUUCCAAAAAUCCAAACUUUUAAAGCGUAUUCAAUCAAACGAAUCUCGUCCUAGACAUAUCUUGGUCAUCCCAAGAAGAAGAGAAAAAAUUAUGGUCAAGCAACUAAAAGUCUAAACCCAUUUUAAAAUUCUAGUGUUGAUAUAUGAGAUGAGAAUUAUACUAUAUUGAUCACUUGCCCAAUUAAAAAAUAUCGUAUAGAACAGUCAAGUCAACAGGAACGGGAAGAGGAAGAAAAAAAAAUAAUGACACGUCAGCAGGAGGCGAUUUUCUAAGCGACUAGGGUUUUUUUGUCGUUGGUUCCACGCAAGAAGGUUUUCAGGCGGUCAGCCGCCGGGUUUUUCCAGGAUGGUGGACAUUGUAGGAGAGGUGGCAGUGUCGGGUUCAAGCCAAUCGAAGGAGGUUCCAAGUCCAAAAUCGUAUGCGAAUGUUGUUGGUAGCAGACCUAGUCUUGCUAAAUUUGAUGUGAAUGUUUCAACAGUUGAUGGCAAGGCCACGGUGGCCGUUCCGGAUACAAUUUUGGAUGAUUCUGUUCCCUUGUGGGAGGAUUUCUUAAUAGGUAGAUUCCCAGGUACAGCUCCCCAUGUAGCGAAGAUCCAUGUCAUAGUUAAUAAGAUAUGGAACUUGGGUGAUAAGAGUAUUAAGAUUGACGUUUAUGAAGUAAAUUCCACCACUGUGAAGUUCCGGAUCCGUAACGUCUCCGCGAGGAUGCGUGCGCUGAGGAGAGGCAUGUGGAAUAUCUGUGAGCAGCCAAUGAUGAUGUCGAAAUGGACUCCAAUAGUGGAGGACGCUCAACCAGAGAUUAAAACGAUGCCUUUGUGGGUCAAAAUAAAAAAUGUUCCGUAUUCGAUGUUUACGUGGCCUGGUCUGAGUUUUCUUGCAAGUCCUGUGGGUGAACCGAAGAGGCUGCAUCCGGACACGGAGCUGGUCACAAGUUUUGAUGAAGCAAAGAUCUUUGUUGAAGCUGACUUGUCAAAAGAGCUACCAAAGAUUUACUAUUUCCAAGUCAGAGGAGAAGAAAUAUGCGUUGAAUAUGAAUACCCUUGGCUACCUCAAAGGUGUGGGUUUUGCAAGAAGUGGGGUCACCCAGAUGAUGGUUGUAUGGCUAAAAUUGGUCGAGUUGGAUCCCCUAGAGCUUCUGGAUCCCCGGUGCCUAGUUCGGAGCUGCGAACGGACGCUUUGAAUGUAGCAGUCAAUGCUACAACAACAGUCAAUGCUACAACAGCAGUCACAACAGCAGUCAAUGCUACAACAGCAGUCAAUGCUACAACAGCAGUCACUUCAAAUGUUGUUGUUGAGCAAACUGUAAGGGAGACAAAGAACACAGGUGGAGAAGAGAUCACACGGGUGGAGGGAGACAAAGAACACGUUGCGGACUCAACGGUUGGCGAGGCUGUGGAAACAAGAUCCCCUGUUUCACAAGGGUUGAAGGAACUCGAUCAAAUUCAAGAAGUAAAAUGGCAAGAUGUUCCUAACUCAGGAGGAAAAAGCUCAAAAGCUUCGGGUAAAAGUCUGGUUUAUGGUCAAGUUCGUAUAAUUUCUCCUACCCGGUUUGAUAUCUUGAGGGAUAACCAAGAGGAAGGUGAAUUUCUUCAAGAAAUAAAUUCUGAAAAGUCGUUGAAAAUGGAGGCUGCAGUGACAACUCAGAAAAAUUCAUCAAGUCAAGAUUCAACGGGUUUGCGGGUGCAGCUACCUCGCGAUUCAAAAAACUCUCACAAGUUUCUAUCUGAAAAUUCUCAAAAAGCAAGGGCUAUG